Molecule: messenger RNA, 2628 nt
Organism: Armigeres subalbatus
Lineage: Eukaryota; Metazoa; Arthropoda; Insecta; Diptera; Culicidae
Exons: 2
Coding region: 1349-2602 (417 amino acids)
Molecular function (GO): zinc ion binding; nucleic acid binding
Source: RefSeq, a predicted model, not a curated record
AUAAUGAACAAUAUAAAUAAAAGCAGAAACAAAAAAAGAAGAAAGGAAUUAUUUUGAAAUUAUUGAAACAAAUUUUAAUUGAUAAAUUGCAGUUUUAUCGAUUAAAAAAAAAACGACCGCCCAUUGUUACUGUGCGAGGUCCCUUAUUGCUAUACACGUCAUUCAUGGCGAGCCAAUGAAAAAGAAAAAGAAGAAGAUUACUGCCUAUAAAACCGCAUGCACUGCAGAGCAUCGAGGAGAAUUACGACGAACGUCAACGAAAGCACAUCGUAGGAGCGCUAGAAGGAAGCAGUCGAACCGAGCCAUCCCGACCCAUCAUCAAGAAGCAGCAGCCGGAUCGUAGCUCAUUCAACGAGCGCUACUGCAGUGAGUUUUUAAGAGUUUCCUCACUGCAGUAGACGUUAAACAGCCAGCGAACCAAGGCGCAUCAAGCGAAGCAGCUGAAUCGGAGCAGCAGCCGGCAAGUCAGCCGAACGUGGCGCAUCCAGCCCAGCAGUCGGUAAGCCAGCCGAAUCGAAACAGCAGCCGGCAAGCCAGCCGGAUCGUAGCUCAUUCCACGAGCAGCCGGCAAGCCAGCCGAAUCGGAGCAGCAGACAGCAAACCAGCCGAACGGGGCGCAUCCAGCCCAUCAGUCGGUAAGCCAGCCGAAUCGAAGCAGCAGCCGGAUCGUAGCUCAUUCCACGAGCAGCCGGCAAGCCAGCCGAACGGGGCGCAUCCAGCCCAGCAGUCGGUAAGCCAGCCGAAUCGAAGCAGCAGCCGAUAAGCCAGCCGGAUCGUAGCUCAUUCCACGAGCAGCCGGCAAGCCAGCCGAACGGGGCGCAUCCAGCCCAGCAGUCGGUAAGCCAGCCGAUCCGAAGCUCAUCCGUCGAGCCAUUCCGACCCAGCAGCAACCGGCAAGUCUACCGAACGGGGCGCAUUCAGCCCAGCAGUCGGUAAGCCAGCCGAACCAAAGCUCAUCCGUCGAGCCAUUCCGAUUCAUCAGCAAGAGGCAGCAGCCGGCAAGCCAGCCGGAUCGUAGCUUGUCCCACGAGCGCUACUGCAGUGAGUUUUUUAAGAGUUUCCUCACUGCAGUAGACGUCAAACAGCCAGCGAACCGAGGCGCAUCAAACCAAGCAGUCGGCAAGCCAGCCGAACCGAAGCAGCAUUCGGCAAACUAGCCGAACGGGGCGCACCCAGCCCAGCAGUCGGCAAGCCAGCCGAACCGAGGCUCAUCCGUCGAGCCAUUCCGACCCAGCAGCAAGAAGCCCAGCAGCCGGCAAGCCAUCCGCAUUGUAGCUCAUUCCUCGAGCGCUACUGCAGUGAGUUUUUAAGAGUUUCCUCACUGCAGUAAGCCGGACCGAGCAAGGAUAUGCAGAGCAUGGAGAUGUCAGAGGACGGUCGCGACAAUGGCGCACAAUCAGCUCCCACAAAGAAGCUUUCAAAAAAGAAAAUUUUGAAAGAGCUGAAAGAAGCUCUUGAGAAAAACAAUGAGCUUCGCGAAAAAGUGACGAAUCUCACUUCGGGAAAAGACGGAUGCUUUUCCAGUGACUCUAGUUAUGCGGUUACGAGACAAGCACGUGAUGAUCCAUUACAUUCAACAAUGGGCAGUUGGACGCUAGGUUCUCUUAACAUACCGAUUUGCACCCCAUCGGAAGGUGAAACCGAAAUUGACAAGCGCGCAUACGAAUACUGGAAGGAGAUUCUUGUAUCAUCUCUACAGCUCGUCAAUGCAGUUGAUGAACAAAUGAAAUUCGGAGUAUUCAAGAUUAAAUCAGGACCCAAGUUGAGAGAAAUCUUCCAGACCACAUCAACCGGACCAGGAAUGCCAGAUGAGGAAACAUCACCUUUUUCAAACGCAUUGGCACGGAUUGAUGAGUACUAUGGUUCUAGAACAUACACCCUGUCCCAACGAGGAAAGCUGAUGAUGUUGAUGCAGAGUACAACAGAAAGCAGUAUUGCGUUCGUUCGACGAGUGGCGUCUGCAGCUAAACUGUGCAACUACGGAGCAGAAGAGGAGAUGGAAGCGGUAGUGCGGGUAGUUACGAAAGGUGCUAGCGAUGGGAGGGUGAGAGUUCUAGCUCAUCGGACUUGGGUGAAACAAGGCACUAUAAAAGACUUGAUGGAUCUCGUACGCGACCGAGAGAUUGAGAAGACUAACGAAGAGGAAUUCCAAAGGAUUCAUGGUCGAGGAGAAACAUCAUUAGUUGCAGCAGUUUCUCAAAACGAUCAAGGAUUUCAGAAUCACCCCGCGGCUUUCAACCAAUACGGCAAGGGUAGAAGGUUUGAACGAGUACCCCGGGGUGGAAGAGUAGGAAGAGGAUUCCGCAGAGAAAAUCGUUUCAACUCUAUCUCCAAUUGCUGGAGAUGUGGAAGCAUUUACCACCAAGCAUCGGAUUGUUUCGCGAUCAAGAAGGAGUGUAGAGUGUGCAGGAAGUUGGGACACAUUGCACGUGUCUGUCCGACAAAUCGACCAAGUUCUUCGCAAGUUGAGAGAAGACCAUUUAAGCGGCGUGCUGAACAUGAGGAAACCGCCGUGGAAAGGAAAAUCGCGGCCAUAGAGGGUCCGAACGUCGAAGCUGAUCUAGAUGUGAAGGUACGCGUGAACGAUGAAGAUAUUGAGUAAUAUGCAUAUUUUUCAUUUAUGAAAUA